Messenger RNA from Impatiens glandulifera, 826 nucleotides. RefSeq names its product mitochondrial inner membrane protease subunit 1-like. The record is from RefSeq and is a predicted model, not a curated record. The transcript is spliced from 4 exons. Gene Ontology annotation, molecular function: serine-type endopeptidase activity. Gene Ontology annotation, cellular component: mitochondrial inner membrane peptidase complex; membrane. NCBI's taxonomy places the organism in Eukaryota, Viridiplantae, Streptophyta, Magnoliopsida, Ericales, Balsaminaceae. The coding region runs from base 85 to 591 and encodes 168 amino acids.
ACUCGCAAACUUACCUUGCGGACUAGGAGAUCUCUUUCAUCCACGCCGCCGUCGCCGGCGAUAGCAGCUAGGUCGGAGAUAUAAAUGAGUCUGAAGAAUCCUCAGCUCUGGAUCGCUUCCUCGAAAGAGGCAUGGAAACUGACAUUUACUGUAGCAAAAUUCUUUUGCGCCAUUCACGUCGUGGACAAAUACAUUUGUUCAAUCGCUUGGGUCCAUGGCCCUAGCAUGCUUCCGACCUUUAACCUAACCGGGAACUUGGUAUUAGUCGAUCGGAUAUCAACCCGAUUCGGUAGUGUGGGGUCCGGCGACGUCGUAAUCGUACGAUCGCCUGUUAAACCGACAGGAAUGAUCACCAAACGCCUCCUCGGAUUGGAGGGCGAAUCUGUCAACUACGUUUUGGAUCCCAAGAACAGCGAUGAACGUGCAAAAACAGUGGUGCCAAAAGAGCAUGUUUGGAUUGAGGGUGAUAAUAUAUAUGCCUCUAGGGACUCAAGAUUGUAUGGAGCUAUUCCUUAUGGUCUCCUCCAAGGGAAGGUUGUUUGGAAGUUAUGGCCACCUGAAGAUUUUGGAUCUGUUGCACGAAGGAGAUAGCAGCAUCUUUACAAAUGCUCGUCUAAAAUAGUUUGAGAUGUUGCAGUUCUCGCAAUCCGUCAUUGUUAACAGGUGCUUAUAUUCUAAUCAAGCACACCAGUCAGCGGUAAGUCAAUACACAUUUCUGAAUACCAUAAAUGAAUCGUCUUGUUCAUGUUAAUUUUCUUCAAUCUCUGCAAUGAGGGUUGAUAAUGAUUUAUUUUUCAUAUCUUAUAGUCAAGAUUGUUUUAUUCCA